This is a messenger RNA of Drosophila busckii, 1136 nucleotides long. It is a transcript of the gene fs(2)ltoPP43, whose product is annotated as probable RNA polymerase II nuclear localization protein SLC7A6OS. Gene Ontology annotation, biological process: developmental process. The record is from RefSeq and is a predicted model, not a curated record. Bases 70 to 1128 code for a protein of 352 amino acids. The transcript has 4 exons. NCBI's taxonomy places the organism in Eukaryota, Metazoa, Arthropoda, Insecta, Diptera, Drosophilidae.
CUGUUAUAGAUUAUGCGAAAACACGCGUAGCUAUAUUUUUGUGUUUUUAAAUUGUAUUAAACAACUAAAAUGCCGGUCGUGGUACGCAUAAAACGUCGCAUUGACGAAGAUCCAGCACCGCAGUCAGCGUUUGUCUUAAACGGCAAGCGUCGGCGACUCGAAAACGAUGAGAAUGAUGAAAAUGCGUCUGGAGCAAACAAAGAAAAGGAUGUUAAUCAAGUGCUGCUGAAAUUUGCAGGCACGCUAGAUAAACAGGACAAUGGCGCCACCAAGCAAUUUGCUGCGGCGCGUCUUAACAAAGCUGCGGCCAAGGAGCUGGUACGUCAAACUAACGAUCCGGCAAUAGCAACCGCCCAGAGGCGGGAAAAACAGCGCCAGGAAGCGCAACAAAGUGCUCGCGAACAACGUUAUCGCGUAGUCAACUGCCUGCGCACAACGCUGACAGAUGAGUCGUCAGCAGAGACUGAAGCGCAGGCAGCGGGCAGCAGCAGCGCGCCAGCGUCAGAGCAAAAGAUAACAAUAGUGGAUAUAGAAGCAUCACAUCAAGCACAAACAGAGCCACAAACACUGCAGCAGCCACAUGAUCAACAGCCUGCCGAUUCGGAUAUUGGCUAUGUCUAUGAUCUGUAUGUGCCUGAGAAUGAAACACAAGCGGCCUAUGUUGACCUAAUGGAUGACAAUUAUCUAAGUUUGGUUGCUAUGGACGAAAUCAUACUGGAAGAUUGUUACAAUGAUCAGGAUGAAGAUUACGAUUCAGAGGAUUCAAAUCAGGAGAACUACUAUGCCAACGAUUAUCCAGACGAUGAUGAUGCGGGUGCCAUGGGCUCGGAUGAUGAGCUGUGUCGACAAAUGAAUAAAUUUAUGUUUGAUGAUGAAGAGGAUGAAUUUGUCAGUGGCUCCAGUGAUGAUGAGGAUCACAAUACGUUUCAGGAUCCUUAUGUACAUACUAUAGACACCGAUGCGGGCCAUUUUGUUGAUGAUGUGGACUUUUAUAAUGUCGAUCGUCAAGGGAGUGCAUACGAGCGUUAUAAGCGUCGCAUAUUAAGAGAAGCUGAGGGUCUUGGUACCGACUCAGAUAGCUCAGAAUAUGAUGAGCAGGAUUAUGAAAGCGCCAACAGCAGCGAAUAGAUUUAAGU